Molecule: messenger RNA, 471 nt
Organism: Spirodela intermedia
Lineage: Eukaryota; Viridiplantae; Streptophyta; Magnoliopsida; Alismatales; Araceae
Source: the annotation of a GenBank genome assembly
AUGUUCCCGACGAGCUCGCUCCUGCAACUUCCGAGCACCACCCCGAAACUCCACGCUUCUCCAUUCCUGAAUGGCUCCCAGUCAGGAAGACCCUCUCUCUUCUCCUCCCCGAAGCCCUGCUCCUUGGCUUCUCCCCGCUGGGCGCCGACAUCCCUCCCGCUAACUGUCCGGGCCAUGAGGACCCUCCAAGGUAGGGUGGUCUCCGACGCCAACGAUAAGACGGUGGCGGUGGAGGUGACAAGGUUGGCGCCUCACCCCAAGUACAAGAGGCGGAUCAGGAAGAAGAAGACGUACCAGGCCCACGACCCCGAGAACAAGUUCAAGAUCGGCGACUUCGUCCAGCUCGAGAAGUCCCGCCCCAUCAGCAAGACCAAGACCUUCCUCGCCAUCCCCGUCGCCGCCAGGAACGCCCCCAAGCCUGUUGAGGACGUUCCUCAGGAUCUCGGUCUUCCCCUGGAAUCUCAAACAUAG